AGUGGCACAAUCAGUGAUAACACAGAGCCUGAUGAACAAGAUUCCCAACCUUAACAAAUUGGCCUCUGUUCAUGCCUUAAGCAUUACUACUUAAUUGAUGAACCAAAGACGUGGCAUGAAGCACUAGAUUACUGCAAAGAGAAGUACAAUAACCUGGCCAUUGUAAACAAUGUGGAGGACAUGGAGCGGCUGAUCGCAGCUGCUGGCAGCAGUUAUGAGGGGAGAGUGUGGAUAGGUCUGUAUGACCAAAGCGAGAAAUGGAUAUGGGCCCUGAAUGAUUGGAGUUUGUAUGGACAUAAUGAUUGGAACUUCAGGAACUGGAGGAGCGGUGAACCAAAUGACAUGAGAACACACCGGCUGAUGUGUGUUGUUUCCCGGGAUGGUUUCUGGUAUGAUGCCUACCUGCGAUCAACAACCAACCUGAUGACAUGGCACGAUGCUGUGAACUACUGCAGACAGCACCACACAGAUCUGACCAGUGUGAGGAAUCUAACUGAGAAUGAGAUGAUCCAGCAGAAAGUACCAAGUGGCACACUGUCUUGGAUCGGACUGUACAGACACGUCUGGAUCUGGCGGCCAGAUAACAGUCACUCUGAUUUCAGUUACUGGGUAGAUGAACACCCAAAGCUUAACACUGGUGACUGUGCUAUGAGUGUGAUUGAUGCUGUUAACCGUGGAAAGUGGGUGGAAAGCUACUGUAGCGAAAAAUUUCACUUCAUGUGCCAGAGCAAUGAGACACAUCAGUUUCAUAUCAAGCUGACAGCAGUGAAAUCCUCAGGCGACCUGAAUGACCCUAACGUGACGGAGGCCAUCUUGAAUGUGUUACAGGCGAAGAUGAACGAGAGCGGGUUUUCAAAAAAUGUCAAACUCAAAUGGAUAAAAAAGCCUGGCAAAAAUAUCUUCCACAAAGAAGAAGAGGAUAGAGAUUCAGUGAAGACUGAGCUCUAAUAUCAAUCAUUGAUUACUGAAGUGCAGUAGUGUGCUUGCCAGGCCAGUAGAUGGCGAUGAACAACAUCACAGGCAUGUGAUUCACUUUAAAGUGAAAGAAAGGCCUCACUGCAACAAAGGUUUACCAUUUUAUGCCAAAAACAUUGGCAUGUAAAGAGGGCCUAUUUAUUAUUUUUGGCUAAAUUAUGUCUUCCCAUUAAGUAAACUGGUAAUAAAAUGACAAAUUUUUGUAGUUAUUCCUUUAAAAAUAUCAUCCAUUUGUGUGUUUUCUAAGUUGAAGAAUUCUAUUUUAGAGCAGUAGAAAUAAUUAUAGUGUUUAAUAUAAGAUUGUUUGCAGUGCAAAACAGUAACAUAUUUUAAAUGUGUGACAGGUUUCUCUAUAACAGAUUUACAGAAUAUUUGUGCAGCUACUAUGAACAUCUACACAUUUGAAUACUGCCAAAAAACGCCUAGUGUAAGAGCAUAUGCCUUUUAGAUAUUUAAGUCUCUCUGUGCACAUGCAUUUGUUUAGUAAAUAUCACUUUAUAUCAUCCAGAUUAAUGUUUUUACACAUUUAAACAUAUUAGAAAAUUGACUGUAUCUAAGAGAGAAAAAGUGGGUUCAACA
This is a messenger RNA of Lates calcarifer (barramundi perch), 1554 nucleotides long. RefSeq lists its product as uncharacterized. The transcript has 5 exons. The record is from RefSeq and is a predicted model, not a curated record. The coding region runs from base 181 to 948 and encodes 255 amino acids. NCBI's taxonomy places the organism in Eukaryota, Metazoa, Chordata, Actinopteri, Centropomidae.